Molecule: messenger RNA, 5147 nt
Organism: Drosophila nasuta
Lineage: Eukaryota; Metazoa; Arthropoda; Insecta; Diptera; Drosophilidae
Gene: Top2
Product: DNA topoisomerase 2
Exons: 5
Coding region: 331-4641 (1436 amino acids)
Biological process (GO): resolution of meiotic recombination intermediates; DNA topological change; sister chromatid segregation
Cellular component (GO): nucleus
Molecular function (GO): ATP binding; DNA topoisomerase type II (double strand cut, ATP-hydrolyzing) activity; DNA binding
Source: RefSeq, a predicted model, not a curated record
AAGGUACGCUUCAUUCGGGUGGCAUCUUUUCAAGUAGUUGGUCGUAUUAUUCCUUAAUACAGUCGUAUUAAUCCUUAAUACAACUAAUUGCUGCGAGUGUAUUUUAGCAUUAAGUUUUACUCAACAAUAUCUACCAUCAUUGUCAUCAAAGUGUGGUUUUAAAAACUCAUACCACGCGUACGUACCACAAUACAAAACGAAGUGCGGCGUCGUUUAUUGUGUGUGCAAUUUUUGCUGUGGCGGCCGCGCGGUUCUUUAUCCAUUGAACAAACGAACAAAUUCUUGCAACUAAAUAAAAAGCACGUUCACACGAACAAUAAUAAACUCAAGAUGCAGAACGGAAACAAAGCCAUGUCCAUCGAGCAGAUGUACCAGAAGAAAUCGCAACUGGAGCACAUCCUGUUGCGUCCCGACUCAUACAUUGGCUCCGUUGAGUUCACGAAGGAAUUGAUGUGGGUCUACGAGGCAGAGGGUAAUCGUAUGGUGCAGCGUGAGAUUUCAUUUGUGCCCGGUCUGUAUAAGAUAUUUGAUGAGAUCUUGGUAAAUGCGGCCGACAACAAACAGCGCGAUAAAUCCAUGAAUACCAUUAAAGUGGAUAUUGAUCCCGAAAAAAAUCUGGUGUCUAUAUGGAACAAUGGCCAAGGUAUACCGGUCACCAUGCACAAGGAACAGAAGAUGUAUGUGCCAACGAUGAUCUUUGGACAUUUGUUGACGUCGUCCAACUACAAUGAUGAUGAGAAAAAGGUUACGGGUGGUCGCAAUGGCUACGGAGCCAAACUAUGCAACAUCUUCUCACAGAGCUUCACUUUGGAAACGGCGACUAAGCAGUACAAGAAAAGUUUUAAGCAAACCUGGGGCGAUAACAUGGGCAAGGCGUCUGAUCCAAUUAUUAAGGACUUUAAUGGCACGGAUUUCACCAGAAUUACAUUCAGUCCAGAUUUAGCCAAGUUUAAAAUGGAGAAACUGGACGAAGAUAUUGUGGCAUUGAUGUCGCGACGCGCCUAUGAUGUGGCUGCCUCAACAAAAGGCGUUUCUGUCUAUUUGAAUGGCACGAAAGUGGGUGUGAAGAAUUUCAAAGAUUACAUUGAUUUGUUUGUGAAGAAUAGUGAAGACGACUCCCAACAACCAAUAAAAGUGAUUUACGAGAAUGCCGGCGAACGCUGGGAAGUUGCUUGUUGUCCCUCUGAUCGUGGAUUUCAACAAGUCUCGUUCGUAAACUCCAUAGCAACGACUAAAGGUGGUCGGCAUGUUGAUCACGUAGCGGACAGUGUUAUCAAGCAGUUGAUUGAGGUGCUGAAAAAGAAAAACAAGAAUGGCAUCAACAUAAAACCGUUUCAAGUUCGCAAUCAUCUAUGGAUAUUUGUCAAUUGUUUGAUUGAGAAUCCCACAUUUGAUUCACAGACCAAGGAGAACAUGACACUUCAGGCCAAAAGUUUUGGCUCCAAGUGCACCCUGUCUGAGAAGUUCAUUGGCAAUCUAGCCAAGGCGGGCAUUGUUGAAAGUGUGCUCGCGUGGGCAAAGUUUAAGGCGCAGAAUGACAUUGCCAAAACCGGUGGUAAAAAGUCAACUAAAAUCAAGGGAAUUCCCAAGUUGGAAGAUGCCAACGAGGCGGGCACAAAGAAUUCAUUGAAUUGUACUCUUAUCCUCACCGAGGGAGACUCAGCCAAAUCUUUAGCUGUCUCUGGCCUAGGUGUCAUUGGUCGCAACUAUUAUGGCGUCUUUCCACUGCGCGGUAAAUUGUUAAACGUGCGCGAAGCAUCAUUCAAACAGCUAACCGAGAACGCUGAGAUCAACAACCUCUGCAAAAUUAUUGGAUUGCAGUAUAAAAAGAAGUAUUUAACCAUGGAUGAUUUAAAGACACUGCGCUAUGGUAAAGUAAUGAUCAUGACUGAUCAGGAUCAGGAUGGUUCUCACAUUAAAGGAUUGCUUAUCAAUUUUAUACACACAAACUGGCCCGAACUAUUACGUUUGCCCUUCCUGGAAGAGUUUAUUACACCUAUUGUGAAGGCAACCAAAAAGAACGAAGAGCUUUCAUUCUAUUCGCUGCCUGAAUUUGAGGAAUGGAAAAUGGAUACACCCAAUCAUCAUACGUACAAUAUCAAGUACUAUAAGGGUCUCGGUACUUCGACAUCCAAGGAGGCCAAAGAAUAUUUUCAGGAUAUGGAACGUCAUCGUAUAUUGUUCAAGUACGAUGGUGCAGUCGAUGAUGAUAGCAUUAUGAUGGCAUUUGCCAAGAAACAUGUCGAUUUGCGUAAGACCUGGUUAACCAAUCACAUGGACGAAGUAAAGCGUCGCAAGCAGCUGGGUUUGCCCGAGCGUUAUUUGUACACCAAAGGUACCAAGCAUAUCAGUUAUGCAGAUUUUGUCAAUUUGGAACUUGUGCUCUUCUCGAAUGCUGACAACGAACGCUCAAUACCAAGUAUGGUAGAUGGCUUAAAGCCUGGUCAGCGGAAGGUUAUGUUUACGUGUUUUAAGCGUAACGACAAGCGUGAAGUUAAGGUUGCCCAGCUGUCGGGUUCCGUUGCCGAAAUGUCAUCGUAUCAUCAUGGUGAAGUCUCGCUGCAAAUGACCAUUGUGAAUUUGGCGCAGAACUAUGUGGGAUCGAACAACAUUAAUUUGUUAGAGCCACGCGGUCAAUUCGGUACUCGUCUCACCGGUGGAAAAGAUUGUGCAAGCGCUCGUUACAUUUUCACGAUAAUGUCGCCACUAACACGUCUCAUUUUCCAUCCUUUGGACGAUCCAUUAAUGCAGUAUCAGGUCGACGAUGGCCAAAAAAUUGAGCCGACAUGGUAUAUACCUAUUAUACCCAUGGUAUUAGUCAACGGCGCUGAAGGUAUUGGUACCGGCUGGUCAACUAAAAUAGCCAAUUACAACCCUCGCGAAAUUAUUGAGAAUUUACGUCGCAUGAUCAACGGCGAACCGCAAACAACAAUGAUUCCGUGGUACAAGAACUUCAAGGGCACAAUGGAAUCUGUUGGGGAUAACCGCUUCUGUCAUUCGGGCAAUAUUCAGAUACUUCCAGAUAAUCGCAUCGAAAUCACUGAAUUGCCUGUUGGCGUCUGGACGCAAACGUAUAAGGAGAAUGUGCUAGAAGCAUUGUCCAACGGCACUGAAAAAGUUAAGGCGGUGAUUUCUGAUUAUCGUGAAUAUCAUACCGAUACAACAGUGCGAUUUGUCAUCAGUUUCAAUGCGGGUGAAUUUGAGCGGCUUAGGGCUGAGGAAGGUGGUUUCCAUCGGGUGUUUAAAUUAUGCUCAUCCAUAUCCCUGAACCAGAUGCAUGCAUUCGAUGAUAACAAUUGCCUGCGUCGCUUCCCCUCACCUAAGGAGAUUAUGGAGGAAUUUUUCAAACUCCGCUUGGAGUAUUACAAUCGUCGCAAGGAUUAUCUUGUUGGUCAGCUCACAGCUCAAUCCGAUCGACUUAGCGAUCAAGCCCGCUUCAUUUUGGAGAAAUGUGAGAAGAAGCUGGUAGUGGAAAAUAAGCAGCGUAAGGCCAUGAUUGAUGAGCUAAUUAAGCGUGGCUAUCGUCCAGAUCCAGUUAAGGAAUGGCAGCGGCGCAUUAAAAUUGAAGACGAAGCGGAACCGGAAGAUGAUGGGGACGAAGAGGAGCAGGCAUUAUCGUCGUCUUCUAAAGCCAAGGUUAAGAAAGAAGUGGAUCCUGAAAAGGCAUUCCAGAAGCUGACAGAGGUCAAGAAGUUCGAUUAUUUACUGGGCAUGUCUAUGUGGAUGCUGACGGAGGAGCGUAAAAAUGAAUUGCUUAAACAGCGUGAUAACAAACUGGAAGAGCUCGAUAAUUUGAUAAAGAAAACGCCGCAAAUGCUCUGGAUGACUGAUCUCGAUGUGCUGCAUCAAAAGCUGGAUGAAGUGGAAGAAAAGGAGCGACUUGAAGAACAAGGUAUUAAUUUGAAACAAUCCAAGGCGAUCAAGGGCCAAAAGGCUGUUGCUGGUAAAGGCAAGGCAAAGGGCAAGGCUGCUGCUGGCAACGAAGACAUCUUCCCCGAUCCCAUCGGCGAAAAGGUGGCAUUUAAGGUUACUGAUGAUCUGCUUAAAAAGUGGCAGCCUCCGAAGGAACGCGUACCCCGAGUGAAAGCUGAAAAGAAAUCAGCCGGCGAUGAGGUCGAUGAUUUCGAUGCGCUUGUCGAGGGCGGCGUUGCAAAGACAUCACCCAAAGCAAAGAAGUCGGCUGUCAAGAAGGAACCGGGCGAGAAGAAACCACGUCAAAAGAAGGAGAACGGCGAUGGUCUCAAACAGGGAAAACUCGACUUUACCAAGUCUAAGCCCAAGAAGAAGGCAAAUUCAUUGGAUGAUGAUGAUGAUGAAGAGGAAGAUUUUGAGAGCAUAACGGUGGCACCUCGGGAGGAUCGUCCUGGUCGCCGCGCUGCAAGCAAAAAGAUUGAUUACUCUUUCAUUGAUGAUGAUGAUGAGGCUGCUAAUGAUAACAGCAAGGCUGGAGAAGAUGAUGAUGACUUUGAGUCGACUGACGACUCACCCAUCAAGCGUCCAAAGAAACGUCAGCGUGAUGACGACAGCGGCAGCAGUGGUGGAAAGAAAAAGGCAACUCAGAAGAAAUAUCGUGCUCUUGAAAGCGAUGAAAGCGAUGAUGCCGAAUUUGUGGACGAUGAUGAUUCGGAUUUUGAAGGAUAAACUAUCAUUUCUUCAUCUCAUUAUUUUGUCGUGGUCUAUGUUCAAGUUGAUCUAUGUACUAUGGUAUAUUAUUUCAAAUAUCUUUAUAAAAGCAAAAAGAAAACAAUCUGUUGUUAAUCACAGGAAAGCAAUUUAUUUGAUUGAUUAAGUAAAAAGAUUUCUAAUAUACCUAUGCGUAAGACCGAAUAAAUAUGUAUCUAGUUGACACCACACAUAAACCGAUCCACCAUAAUCACAUACACUUUUAUAUGUAUAACCAAAAAGAAAAAUAAUUUUUUUAAAUGUCACAAUUGUCCAUCCCCCACGUCGAAAGUUUUAACACAUAUUUUAAUUACUCAUAUUUGUAUAACAACAACUUCGCAACAUUCUUUAAUUGUAGUUUUAACAAAGAAGCGAUAAUCCACCAAUAACACGAUACUAUACAUAUUAUACAAUCCGAAUAUAAUGUUUUAUUAACGUAGUUACUUUUUUCAUGUAAAUAAAUUUAUUUUACGUUAUUUUGUGGA